AUGCCCCCGACGCAAAUCUCGUUUGAUUACCCCCUCAGCAUUACCAAUAUUGGUACAGCUACCGCCUUGAUCCAUCUUGGUGAGCCAAGCAGUCCGAACCGUAUCAAUCUUAUCACAGACCCCGUGUUCGGUCCCGGCAGCACCCAAAUCGAGUAUCGCGGUCUUGUCAUCAAAAAGUCCGACUCCCCAGCCUUAACUAUCGACCAGCUCCCUCCCAUCGAUGCUGUUCUACUCAGCCAUGAAGAUCAUCCGGACAACCUAGAUGAGCUCGGCCGACGCCUUCUUGAUGCUCGAAGGGUCCUCACCACCAGAGACGGCGCUUCUCAACUAGCUCCGCGGCCAGGAGUGCGGGGCCUUAAGAAUUGGGAAACCGUUUGUCUUGAUUUUGGUGGUGAGGGAAAGGCGCGGAAGCUGGAAGUGACGGCCACUCCAUGCAAGCACUUACCCGGCGGUCAGGUAGUGGGCUUCAUUGUCAGCUCUUCAGACGGGGCUUUUGGAACACAGCCUGACGGUCGUCCGAAUGCGAUAUACUUCUCUGGAGACACGAUUCAUCUCGAAGAGCUUGGCAAGAUGAAGGCGAAAUAUCAUAUCGCCGUCGCCAUGUUGAACAUCGGAAAGGCAACUGUGAUCUUGCCCGGCGGGGGUGCUGAUGGGGGAGGCCCGCUGCAGAUCACCAUGGGUGGUGACCAGGCAGCGCAGUUGGCUAAGGACAUCGGAGCCGACGUAAUUGUUCCAUUGCACUUCGAGUCAUGGAGUCACUUUGCGGAAUCUGGGACCCAACUGGCAAAUGACUUUGCGAAGGCAGGGGUGGAGGAUAGGGUGCUUUGGUUGAAGCGAGGCGUGGAGACCAAGAUUGUUUGAGUAUUCCACGAGCUGGGAAACAUACAGUGAUUAUAGAACAGAUAUUGAAUGAUAGACAGGGGCCGUAACACCGCGACGCCAUGUCAACUCACUCAUCAAGA
Molecule: messenger RNA, 962 nt
Organism: Neurospora tetrasperma FGSC 2508
Lineage: Eukaryota; Fungi; Ascomycota; Sordariomycetes; Sordariales; Sordariaceae
Exons: 2
Coding region: 1-861 (286 amino acids)
Source: RefSeq, a predicted model, not a curated record